Messenger RNA from Mandrillus leucophaeus (drill), 1238 nucleotides. It is a transcript of the gene CABP5, whose product is annotated as calcium binding protein 5. Lineage: Eukaryota; Metazoa; Chordata; Mammalia; Primates; Cercopithecidae. Gene Ontology annotation, molecular function: calcium ion binding. The record is from RefSeq and is a predicted model, not a curated record. The transcript is spliced from 5 exons.
GCCAAGAGAGGCAGGAAGAGGUGGCAAAGGAGUGCUACAGAAGAUAAAGAGGCUGAGCUCCGACAGGGAGCAGGGAGGAGGGGCCAUCUUGAGACUGGUGCCCUGCAAGCUCCACCCCACCCCUCCAUGCAGUUCCCCAUGGGCCCUGCCUGCAUCUUCUUGAGGAAAGGCAUUGCUGAGAAACAGCGGGAAAGACCACUGGGACAAGAUGAGAUUGAAGAACUGCGGGAAGCAUUUCUUGAGUUCGACAAGGACCGAGAUGGGUUCAUCUCUUGUAAGGAUCUGGGGAAUCUCAUGAGGACAAUGGGUUACAUGCCCACAGAGAUGGAACUGAUUGAGCUCGGCCAGCAAAUCCGCAUGAACCUGUCUGACGCACACACAGUAAGUGACGGGUAAACCAUCACCUUGUGGCUGUCGUCGUCAUUGCUGAUGUCAUCUACCUCUGCUUCUAUUCAGUUUGACACGAACGGAGAUGGGGAGAUCACCCUGGCGGAGCUGCAGCAGGCCAUGCAGAGACUCCUGGGAGAGAGGCUCACUCCCCGGGAGAUCUCUGAGGUUGUCCGGGAGGCUGAUGUUAAUGGAGACGGCACCGUUGACUUUGAAGAGUUUGUGAAGAUGAUGUCUCGCUGAGGAGGUCCUGGAAGCCCCUGGCCCUCUCCACCUGGUCAACAUGGAGCAAGUGCUUGUGGAGAACCAAAGCCCCAAAGCCCCAGAUCCCCUUAAAGCAGAGAGGGAAGGCAGGCGGGAGAGAGGGAUCGGCAUGCAGAGCUAUGCAUGAGGUGAGACUGAGAGCGGUGGUUUUGCCAGGAUGGGGGCAUCUGCAGCACUAGAUUAAGAAGGAGGAGUCUAUGGAUGGAAGCAGGAAGGGUGGGAGGGUCCAGUUGCCACCCCCAAAAAUUCCAAUGAUUCAUGACGUCUUUUCACUUCAAGUAGUCCUAAGUCCCUGUGACCUGCCAGAGUCUCUUCCCCAGCUUCCCCUUGGGUGAAAAUAGUCUCUUCUCCUUUGGAUAUCAAAAGGUUCAGCACGUAGUCUCUACUCUUUCCCUGCUUGCGUCAACUGUUGCAAAUCCCCUGUUUCUCUCUCCCGGUAAGAGAGAGACAAAUUGUACAUUAUUCAGGUGAUGGUUACAUGAACAGCCCAGACUUCACCGCUACACAAUAUACCGGUGUAACAAAACCGCACUUGUACUCCCUAAAUCUAUAGAAAUACAAAAUAAAAUAAAAAGGAUGCGAAUCAA